CUCAUCUCAUCUCUCCUCUCAUCAUCCCCCUCCCCCCCUCACCUCAUCAAACCUUGUGCCAAACAAACAACUCAUCCAAACUCACUCAUACACUUCUAUCUACCACGGUACUCAUUUACCAUGGGUAGCAUCUCAUUCCGCGAGCACAUUCGCUGGAUCCCCGACGACGCGAGCGAGCCGACGUCCACUAUAGUGCUCACAUCCCCGCAGCGCCGCUUCGUCGACCUCCGCAUCCUCAAGUCGGCGCCGACGGCGGACGCUGCGCAAACGACGCACGCCGCCGGGCGCCUGGAAUGGGGCAUCGCGGGGACCUCGUCGUCAACCCUGCGCGACGACGGCGCCGGCGGGCAGGUGCGACACUCGCGCUGGGAGCAUUGGAUUGACUCGCGCACGACGGAUCCCGAGAACGCCGCCGACGAGGGCGACAUGUACGAGCAGGCCGAUGGGCUGACGCUCGAGAAGGGCCGGAUGGUGAACCCAGCCACCGGGGAAGAGACGGACUACGAGGAGCUCUGGCGGGACGUCGAGCCCGCUGCCGUCGUCGGCGGUGGGGGGGAGGCGGUCGAGUGUAUCGUCCUCCGGUUCGAGGACGAGCAGGCCGGGGCAAGGGGGUCGGUCGUCUGGCUCGGGCGGUUCUGUCAGGGCAUCUCGCGGGUCGGGGAGGACGUCACGGCCGAGAGGUGGGAGUGGAGGGACGACGUGGGGUGGAGGAGGACGGUGAGAAUCGGGGAGAGAGGGCUUCCGUGCGAGGCUCUUCUGAAGACGGGCGCGCCGCUGACCGUGGGCGCCCACGUCGUGCACGAGGAUCUGGUGUGGGAUGUGCUUGAGAGCUGCUGAUGGCUGAUGAAGUCAUGAACACGGUCAGCAUCGUGGCUUCGAAGGCGGAUAGACAAGUUUUUCUUGUCCAGGCUUUUAAGACACAGCAUGGGCGGAAGCAAAAGGGACCAUUAAGCUUCUCGGCCAGCAUCAUACUGUUAGCCAACCAGCGGGAUCAUGUACUGGGAGGGUUCUUCCGGCUCCGUCAAGGUGACUGCUCUUGGCUGAUGUUUAACACGUUAGAGUUGAGGGUAUCCUCGGAUGACAGUCUGCGGUCAAAUACUGAUGCGCAAACUCGGGCAGAUGCAGUGAAUAAAGUCACAGUAGGUAGUCGACCUUUCUCCGGGGCCACCGAUCAGGACUAUAUAUUGUGUAGCAAAUUUUCUCGUGUUUUGUUGUCACUUUUAAAGAGGACACAAGCACAAACACACACACUUCACAGCCAAACAGGUCAUUAACGGAACCGCUCUCAACUCUCGUUGACUCCCACCUACUGGGACACCC
This is a messenger RNA of Colletotrichum destructivum, 1320 nucleotides long. Its product is annotated as Putative protein Hri1. NCBI's taxonomy places the organism in Eukaryota, Fungi, Ascomycota, Sordariomycetes, Glomerellales, Glomerellaceae. Bases 121 to 837 code for a protein of 238 amino acids. The transcript is spliced from 2 exons. The record is from RefSeq and is a predicted model, not a curated record.